AAUUUCCUUUCAGGGCGACAAGAAUUACUUGAAGCGGUGUUCCGUAUUCCUUAAAGAAAGAUAUACUUGUAUCCAAUGUUUUCUUGGUGUCUACCCAUAGCUCUGGAAUGAGGGCGUUAAGUUUCAGUGCGGUAGCAAGUGCACUUUCGAAAAAAAACGUAUGGCAGGAAAGCAUUAACUGCAACAUGAGCAAUGUAACAGCACACAUUAACAAUUUUCCUGAUGAAAUACUUCUACAUAUAUUCAAUUAUUUACCUACACCGGACUUACUUGUGUGUGUGACAAAAGUGUGUACUCGAUGGAACGCCUUCGCAUACGAUCGCAAGCUUUGGAAUCGCAGAAUGGUGGAUCUACCAGAAGAUACCUCUGUGCAGGCUUUGGUUGAAUGUUUCCCUAAAUGCACAUCUGUCAGUAUGGAACUCAACAGUGCCUCUUGGCCUGGACAGGCUAUGUUUGACGGGAAACACCUACACGCAUUCAUGCGGACAAGAGACUGUUUCCUUAGUUUCCUAACAACAAUAAUAAAAAAUGGUGAUGACAUUACAGAUAUAUCUGUAUGUGGCAUUAACGAGGAUGUGGAGGAAGUGCUGACGGUCAUUGCCCACUUACCGAAUCUACAGACUUUACUUAUAAACGGAUCAUUUUUUGCUGAUAAUUCAGGAAUUAGGCACAUUGGGGACAACUGUCCACACUUGAGGAAAGUGGACACUGGCGAAAUCACGUUUGCAGAAGAGGAAGUGGAAUAUUUUAUAAGAAAGAAGAAACAUCAGCUGACACAUAUAGGUUUGGCCCUACAAACAGCUGAAGGUUCCUCAUUGUUGCCUUUUCUGGGCCUCUGUGGUGAUACAUUAAUCAGCCUGGAUAUUUAUGGCAUUGCAGGCUUUUAUAUUACUGUCGUGGAUGAUGUGACUGUUUUCAGUGCCCUUAAAAAAUUGGAACAUCUCAGAUUUCACAAUUACAUCAAAUUUGGGAGUGAUGUCCUUGUAAAUGCAUUUACCUCCAGUUGGUUCUUAAAUCUGAGGACUCUUGUGAUAGAUACUGCCACUUAUGUGGAUGAUGAAGUAAUGGCAGCCAUUAGUCUCAAUUGCCCACUGCUGAAUGAGCUGCAGAUCAACUAUUCUCAAAUUACGGGAGAGGGACUGAAGUACCUGCACUGUCUCCGGAACCUGCAGAAGCUGGACCUGUCGCUCUCACAACUUUUGAAGUCUCUGGGAACACUCUCGCAGUGUGUCCAGCUGCGGAAGUUGAGCCUGGAGAGCUGCACACGUGUCCAUUCGAGAGAAAUAGCGGAUGCGGUGCCGCACAUCCACGAGCUGCGAGUACUUGACCUCAGCCAGUGCGGGGCGUCACUGCUCCGUCUGCGGGAGCUGCCACAGCAAUUGCCCUUCCUCCGUACACUUGUCCUUUAUGGUGCUGACAUAAAUGUUGAACAGCUGCAAGCUAUGAGGCACUGCGCACCACACAUUAAUGUUGUGAUAUAAAAAUCUGAAUUGGGCAGUCCGAUCGUAUACUGAGUGAAAAAUGGGGACCUGUUGUGUAAAAAUUUAAUCGUUGUGAUGCAGAUUAUGUUUCUUACAAGGUGUAAGAUACUAGUCACAGAAAGUGUAUAAAAGCUGUUAUGUAAUACUCAUAUUCAGUAUUAAUGUGCUUAAAGUAUCUGCAAAUCUUGUCCACCUUAGAAAGGGCAUAUUCGAGCUAAAGCAAAUUGUAAGGUCUUACCACAAUAGCAUAGAAAACCACCAACUUCUACCACAUGUUAGCCUUUUUAAAUAAUUUCUCUACAUUUUUUCGAUUGCCAGAAGCCACAAUAUAUUAAUCGUACAACAACAGUUGUUAAACAAUUGAGAGUUGAUAAUGUAUUGUACCUGAUGCUUGAUUUUCACAGCGAUUGUAAUUUAAAAGUAACUGUCAUGUAAUUUUAUAUAUUUCUUUCCUUUUAUUUAUUAUAUAUACAAGUCUCAUCCAUUUUGUUCUUUCCCUUUAAAUUAAUGCUCUUUGUAAAAUUACUGACAGGAACAAAGUGAAGGAUUUACCAUGAGUUUGUUGACCAAACUGCCUUCACUCUCACAUAAAGGAAAAUUGCAGAAAAUCUUAAUUCAUAAAUUUGACUUCAUGUAAAUGUAUACCUCAAAGGAUGCCUAUGGUAUCUUAUACGCAUUCAGGAAAAAAAAAGAAGAAGACAUCAUUGUGAAAGUGCUAUUGACAAAUACACCUCUUAAAUGUA
This is a messenger RNA of Schistocerca americana (American grasshopper), 2224 nucleotides long. Its product is annotated as F-box/LRR-repeat protein 7-like. Bases 108 to 1481 code for a protein of 457 amino acids. The transcript has 3 exons. Gene Ontology annotation, cellular component: SCF ubiquitin ligase complex. The record is from RefSeq and is a predicted model, not a curated record. Gene Ontology annotation, molecular function: protein binding. Gene Ontology annotation, biological process: SCF-dependent proteasomal ubiquitin-dependent protein catabolic process. Lineage: Eukaryota; Metazoa; Arthropoda; Insecta; Orthoptera; Acrididae.